UUUACAAGAAUGAGUGGUUGGGUUGUAGACUUUUGGGUUAAUUUGGGAAUUUUUCGAAAAUGAUCUGAAUAAGAAAAUAGAAAAUUAAGAGAAAACAAAAGCAAAUCGCAUAUUCGUUCCUUUUGGGCUCAUCCUCAGCAUUACAAAGAAGAAAACAAUCGGCAGGGAGCGUUGAAGAUUUGAAGGAGGCUGUGUAUUAUAUGAUGAUACCGCAACAAUGGGCGUCUCCUUGUGGCAACCAAUGCACGCAGAAAUACGCUGCCCUCACCCAGAUUCCCUGGCGGGUAUUUUGCAAAAAGGGGUGUGAUGCAGAUGGGGAGGCCUGGGACGAAUGCUUGGAAGAAUGCACUGAGAUAUGCUAUAAGGAUCCUGUAUUUAAGGACCACCAGUGGAGUGCUUACAUUGACCGAUCUCCUGGGUCUGCCAGUUACUCAGAGGAAUGUUUCCAUGCAUGUGUAUCUGGUUGCGGCUUUAAGUUUGAGGUUGAACCAGAGAAAGCUGACAAAAUCCAACCAAACAGGCCUGCAAAACCAGCACCUGUUGUUUCGAAACCCUCCCCACGACCUCCAAUCACUGAAUCAAUUGCCAAAAAUGAAGACUUGCCAAGCACUUCUGCAUAGCUGCAUAGCAUCAUACAAUGCCAAUAAAAAAGGAAACCUGACGCAUCAAAAUUAUAGUCAGUCUGUUAGGUUAUAGUUUUCUUUUAGCCUCUAAAUAUUCCUAUGAAAAUCCUUCUGACCGACAACUUUAAUUCCAAUGCAGGCUUACAUCUCCCGUUGCUAUGUUUUCCCCCUCGCGGGCUUCCAUAUUCUGUUGGAUUAUAAAUUAUGACAGUUACUUGUAAGUUUUAGUCCUUCCUUGCCUGUGAAAGGACUUAGGUCUUUGACAUAGAUAUUUGUCCUGUAUGUUGAGAGUUGCUAAUAGCCUGCCUUGAUGUAGCUACCACUCUGGCUUCAAAAGUUGGAGAAUUUUGUGAAACGUUAAUUUAGUAUGGCGAAUUGGGGAAUUGGGCAACUUGUUGUUUCGGAAGAGAAGUAAAUUUCCGCUGUAGCUUGUCUUUCUUUUGUGUUUUUACAAAAUUAGCUCGUAAAAGUAAAUUAGCAGGAUUCAAUUCAUUAGGGAUUUGAGAAA
Cucumis sativus (cucumber) is the source of this 1131-nucleotide messenger RNA. RefSeq lists its product as uncharacterized. The coding region runs from base 201 to 620 and encodes 139 amino acids. NCBI's taxonomy places the organism in Eukaryota, Viridiplantae, Streptophyta, Magnoliopsida, Cucurbitales, Cucurbitaceae. The transcript is spliced from 5 exons. The record is from RefSeq and is a predicted model, not a curated record.